This is a messenger RNA of Mugil cephalus (flathead mullet), 1946 nucleotides long. It is a transcript of the gene rnf25, whose product is annotated as ring finger protein 25. The transcript has 10 exons. Gene Ontology annotation, cellular component: nucleus. Gene Ontology annotation, molecular function: ubiquitin protein ligase activity; protein binding. Gene Ontology annotation, biological process: protein ubiquitination. The record is from RefSeq and is a predicted model, not a curated record. Bases 180 to 1622 code for a protein of 480 amino acids. Lineage: Eukaryota; Metazoa; Chordata; Actinopteri; Mugiliformes; Mugilidae.
AAUAAUAAAAAACACCACUUCAAUCAAUGUGUAAACAGUUGUACAGUUUCUGCAUGAUUCUGAACCGUAUAUCUGAAAUGGGGUCAUUAUAAAAUAAUCAUAUCCUGCGGAGGGCAGUAAAAUGCACCAGUAGCGUCAGAGCUGCCAAAAUAUCCCAGAAGAAGAAGAAAGGCAACAUCAUGAUGGCAGCGGAGAGCGACGUGCAGUCUGAAAUCGAGGUGCUUCAGUCCAUCUACCUGGACGAGCUGCUGGUUAAAAGGAGGGAGGACGGGGGCUGGGAGGUGAGCCUGGUCCUGUACCCGUCCACAGCCGAGGACGCCGUCUCUCAGUUUGUUCGACUCACACUGACUUUGAGCCUCGACCAGCAGUACCCCUUGUCUCCUCCGGACAUCUCCAUUCAGAACCCCCGCGGGCUUUCUGAUGAUAAACUCAGCAGUGUCCAGAAGUGUCUUCAGGUGGAGGCUCAGUCCUGUCUGGGCUCACCGGUGUUGUAUCAGCUCAUCGAGAAAGCUAAAGAAAUCCUGACUGAAAGUAAUAUUCCUCACGGAAACUGUGUCAUUUGCCUUUAUGACUUCAAGGAGGGAGAGACUUUCACCAAGACGAGCUGCUACCACUACUUCCACUCCCACUGCCUCGGCCGCUACGUCCGCCACUCUGAGCGGGAGCUCCGGCGGAGGGAGAAGGAGCUGGAGGAGGACAAAACGCGAGACAGGACGGACUGUCAGGACCUGACCGUGGUGUGUCCGGUGUGCAGAGAGACCCUGACGUACGACGUCGAUCAGCUUCUGUCUUCGCCUGCGCCCAAGCUGCCCGAGACGGACGAGGUGGCGAUCGGCUCGGACUUUCAGCAGAAGUGGUGUGAACUCCAGAAGCUUUUGGAAAGACAGAGGUCUAAAGGAGGAGUCAUCGACCCCGAGGUGGAAUCAAAUCGCUUUCUCAUUCAUAUCAAUGAGACUCCACCUGUUUCUGAGAAUGGAUUCCUGGAGGAAGACGUCCCCCCUGCUCCCCCGACGUCCUCCGCCUCUAACGCGCCCCCUGACGACGGCGUCAGAGCGGACCGCUUCGUUCCUGGAUUCUCCCACUACAGAGGCGCUCAAGGCCAGAGGCGUCAGCACCAGCCGAGGGGACAGAGACGGGGCGGCAGGUCCAGACACCCGCACUGGAGAGCCACCCCGGUCGCCGAGCACCUGGACAAACUCUCCCUGUCCUCAGACGGCACCGAAGGACCAGCUAAAACCAAAUCUCAGGGUAACCGCGGCCAGCCCGUGCAAAGCAACCCGGAGUCGUGUCAGCCCAAGACGGGCAGCAGUGAAGUUUGCUCAGUGGAACAAGAUUCCUUAGGCGACCCGCCCUCGUCUCAGCCUGGUUUGGAAACUGAGCCGCCAAAAGACGCUGUGGACUCCGCAGGCUGCCACGGCCGCCGCGGAAGGAGGAGGGGCCCUUGCCAGCCCGCCCCGCACACGGGGGCGCCCGGACCCGCGCGGUACUACUGGGACGGUCGGGCUUCGAGAAACAGAGGAGGAGCCGGUGGUCUGUGCAGCAGAGGAGGGGGGCAACGCCAGGGUCACGGCAGGGACUUCCAACAGAAGGUCGUGGACAGGGGACGAGAGGAGGUGCUAUGACAAAGGGCAACAGGAGGAACAAUGAACAAAUGUGUGUGUGCCUCCAUCAUCAGCCUGCACGGAUUCAUGCCCUGCACCAGAAAUGACAUUCGCUGUAGUAUCCUGUGCUCCUUUCCAUCGCCAUCGUCCCAGUUUCUGGCACUCGCCUUCAUACACACUGAUAUCAGACGUAGAUGGUUGUUGCUUUCUGUUGUGAGGCUGUAUCAUUUGAAAGAACCACGAAUUAAAUUUUCUCUGGACGGCACCCUGUUUUGCAGCGUGUUUGUAUUUCCAGUUGAGCUGAGAUGAAGUGAUUGUUGCCGCUUUAAUAAAUCUUUAACUGAC